Molecule: messenger RNA, 8383 nt
Organism: Marchantia polymorpha subsp. ruderalis
Lineage: Eukaryota; Viridiplantae; Streptophyta; Marchantiopsida; Marchantiales; Marchantiaceae
Source: the annotation of a GenBank genome assembly
AUAAGGUUCGUCUGACGUCGACGUAUUUUUAGUACGUCACCUGUGCAGCGGUGCUACCGAGCGAGAAGGAAACCGGCGAAGUUUCCGGUAGACGAUUUCGGUUCGCAGGAGGGUGAAUCACCCGGAAUACAAGAAGGAAGAUGUCAUGGAACGCAAGAUCGAGGGAAAUGUUGUACUGUAUAUAGUGAGUGGUGACAAGAAUGUGGCAGAGUCGGUCUGUACGAGAAGGCACCCUAGAGUAGCAUCAGUCAGACCAGGUAGAGUAUUUCGAUGAGUGUGGUAUUUUCGGAGAUACUCGCCGCAGGGAAUUGCGGGGGAGCCGCACGGAAGGUGGUAUGGAUUGUGAAAACUGGUGUUAUUUGCAGGACCGGCCGCUGAAGCAAGGUGAUAGUGUGUGGCGGUGCCAAUUCCGAGCUAAGGGGCCGAAAAUGAAGCCACAGGUGAUCUUCUUCCUCACCGCGUGAACCGUGUAAAUUGAAGGUCUGACGUGUGGGGGCUCGUGAAUUUUCAAAUGGAGAAGUCUGAGGAAUGGAGGACCGAAAUUCUGCUCUUCGCCUCCGGGCCGUCGUUCACCUGGUUUCCCGCCUCGUCGGUCGUCUCCAAGAAUUCUUCGCGCACUGAAUUUGAAGCACUUCCUCUGCGUCUGUGAAUUGUGAAGGCUUCCCCACGACGGGAACUCCCGUUUGGUUUAAGGGGAAGCGAGUGGGAACGGGAAGAAGGUCCUCGUCAUAAGCAGCAGAGGAGGAACAGGAGGAGCCAUAAGAAGAAUUCAAGAAAAAAAAUGAAGCGGAGCGCAAUCAAUAACGCAGAGGACGAGUUUUUCAUGUCCGAGAUAGUUCUCGUCGCCCUGGCUCCUUUUCUCCUGGUGGUUGUGCAGGUGGCGAGUACUUUUGAACUCUUGACGACGUAAUAGACGAAGAUCAUCGUCAAGAUGUGGUCGCAAUGGGUCUUCAAGAGAGUUUGCAAGUUUUUCGUCAAACGCCUGUUAGGGCGGUUGCUGAGAAGCGAGGUAGACUUGGAUCAGCUUGACGUGCAGCUAGGACUGGGCACAAUUGUACUCAAGGACCUACACCUUAACACGGACUAUCUAAAUGAUCAGCUCGGGUAUGCAGCAGUUGCUAUCAAGGAAGGAAUCGUUGGCAGUGUUAAGGCCAGGAUCCCGUUGAGAGUCUUGACGGAUGAAUCUUGUAUGAUCGAGUUGGAGGAUUUGAAGCUGGUCGUGAUUCCUCGCCCGUCAAGUCAAAAUGGUGCAGAUGAUUCACUUGCAGCAUCUGGAAUCGAAGCCGUAAGAUUUGUUGAUAGCCAGGACUAUCUGGGCGGAGAUGGAGACGGGUAUUGUCAGAGUGCUGGAGGAGGUGGUGCAUACUUGGGUGUGGAUGAUGGUGUCAGGAUGAUUGCGCAGAUGGUAGAGAGAAUACUGUUAAAUUUGCGCGUUAAAGUAACAAAUUUGGUUAUUGUUUUUGAGGAACAAAAUUUGGCGUCUGGGAAUGGGACCUGUGAACAUGAGCAGGACAGACGCAAGUCUUCUCACCGCUCCUCAGUAUUUCAUAGUAUUCUUGUCGUUCGAGUUCCACGUCUGGAAUAUGGAGUCGAAACUGCGCCGCCUGAGGUAGAUGAUACCGGAAAAGGUUCCAAUGAAGUAGAGCCAAAUAUGCUCGUCAAAGUUGUCAAAUUUGAAGGUGCGACUGUUGAGGUUGCAGAUGUUUUGAAGGUUAAAGUGUCCAGGGAUGUAGAGGAAGAGUCGAUAACCAUGGAUCACUCGCAGCCUUCAUUUCUACGCAAGCCUGUAAAAAUUCUCGAUGGAGAUCUUGAUGGCAUCACUGGAACCAUUCAACUUAGUGUGCCUUGGAAAGACGGAACAGUCGAUGUACCGAAGUUCCACGCGGACAUCAUGAUUGGCACUGUGAAGUUGAAGGCCUCACCGCAUGAAAUCCGUCAGCUUUUCAGUCUAGUGCAGGUUUUUACAGCAGUAGGGGAAACAGAUAUGGAUAAGGGCAAUUCGUUUCCAUUUGUGAGUCCAUCAACUCAGGGUGCGGUGAGUGUUGGAGACUUGAGCAAAACCAGAGGUUAUGUUGCUGCCAGCAUAGACAGGAGCAGGGACAUCUACAGAUCAUUUGCUGAACCCUUUCCUAUCAAUGGUGGACAAGUGUCAGAAGCAGCACCGCCGAAUUCGUCAUUAUUACCUUUUACAAAGUUCAUUUCCUGGAACUGGAUGUACUCAGGUGCAAGUGAAGGUCAAAGAAAGGACGUAGAAGUACGGGAUGCAGACUUGGCAGCGAGUGUUGAUGAAUUUUUUGAGUGCUUUGAUGGUACUCGGAGCAUCCAACAAAGUCAAGCUAGUGGCCUCUGGAGUUGGCCUCGCUCAGCUUUCAGUGCAAUUACAGCUGCAUCAAGCUUGGCAACGGGCUCUACAAUAAUUCCUCCUGUCACAGAUAAUUUCAAACAAGUGGAGUACAGUAUAAAGGCGAAACUGGCUGGAGUAUCAUUCCAACUGUAUUAUGACUUCUUCCACCCCGAGGAUACAUCAGAGCCAAGGAGUGCGUCAAGUUUGGGAGGCUCUUUUGAAGAGCAUUUGGAUGCCAUCUUGUCAGACAUUCAGUUUGUUGCGACGGUUUCUCCAAAUCAAGUGGAUUGCACUACAACUAUAAAGACUUUGGAAAUUUCUGAAGUCGAACAACUUGGAGAAAGUUUGAAAACGACCGGGACACAAAGUUGGCAAGAUGAUAGAGAAUCAUAUCUCAACCAUACGCGAUCUUUGCAAGCAUCUAUAGAAACUGCUCUACCUCCAUUUCCCGCAACUUUAGGCUCUUCUUCCGUAGGAGGUACGACUUCUAGUUGCGAAAAGGGGACCUCGGAUGAUUGGAAGGCGGGGAGACAAAGUGUGGGUGGAUCUCAACAGCAGGUCGAGAAGAAUGUUCUACCAGGAAACCUCGAGAGGAAACGUUUGGUAGCAAUACAUACUGGACCAGAAUAUGGUGCACGUGUAACUUUGACGCUUGAGUCUACGUCCAAAACGAGUUUCAGCUUAACUGAAGUCCACUGCUUCUUGCAGCCUUUGGUUUUUUGGCUUGAUUUGCGCACGUUGAAAAGGAUUGAGUCACUUCUACGGAGGUAUGAAGAAUCUGCAGCUAGUUGUGAAAGGACUGCUGCACUCGACUUGAACAUCCAAGAUAUGACGGGGCCAAGAGAUGGAACGGAUGGAGGGUGUAGAGAGGGCGUGAGUUAUCAGCCACAAAGUGCAGCAAAUGAGGACACACAUGCUGUUCCGAGAAUGUCUUGCCCGCUGAACGUUUAUUUAUCAAGCAUCCGUGUCAUUGUUUGCUUUCCCGCCGACACUCGGUCUCUCUGCUCUGUUAUACAAGAAGACUUCAUUGGACUAGAUUUAAGAGGCCCUCCCCUUAAUAAUGGAGUGAUCCAACCUAUGCUUGUGUACAAACAUGUCGAAGAGAAGCACAUGACUGUGACUGGUGGAGCGGGUUUUUCUGUAUUAUUGCGUUUUGAAGAUAUUGCAGCUAAUUUGAUAUCAACUGAUAUUAGUCCAUCAGAAAGGCCCAUGCCAGGUGAUAUUACCCCUUUUUCUGUGAAAGAGAUAUCCACAGUUUUUUAUAAUGAUCCGAUUUGGGGAGCGUUACCAACUCUUGACAGACCACCCGAUCAAGGUAUCUCUGUGGAGAUCCAGUGGUUUUACGCUGGGAAGGAUGGUAACAGGUUGGCUAAGAAGACGUGGGAUGGGAUAGCUGCUCAACAAAUACAAGCUGAUGGAGGCCGAGGCAUAGGGGGAAGCAAUUCGGAAUAUGCUGCUGCCACAACUGCGGCAGAAGUCGUGGAAGAGCAGAACUCACAACUCCGAAAGGAGCUUAUAUCUAGCUCUUCGUUGGUGGUUCGAGUCCAAUUCCCGCAAGUGCAGCUGCACCUUGCAGAACCUCACUAUACUCGGGUGUUGGAGCUUUUGAAACGGUUUACAGAAUCACUCGUAGGAGAUAGUGAAGAGAAGAGUUCUGGGGAAUCCAGAAAUCUUGCUAAUACCACCGAACGUCAUACCGACUUGCAAACGGUUAAUAGACCUCAGAUCUGUGUGCUUCUUCAAUGUGGUAAAGUCGAUGUUGACAUGUGUCUUCCACCUCAGUCUUUGGGUCUUACCUCCAUCCAUUGUCCAAAACCUUGGGAGGUCAUCAACUUCGACAUUGAGAAGCUUCAGGUGCUCUGUGUGACUGGAAUUGAGGGAGUUUCUGAAAUCUCUUACUUAUGGGUUCAUCAUGAAGAAGGUCAGGUCACUGGUUCGUAUCGGGAAGAUAGCACUAUGGGUGCCGAUGAAAAAUCAGAGGUGCUGCUUUUGUCUUGCAGAAACAAAGCACUAGGUCGAGGUGACGGAGGAGGGGGCAAUGCCUUAGCUGCAGGGACAUCAGGAUUGUCCCUUACCUAUAUGGUAUGGCCUGAUCAAGAACCUGCUGACGAACUUUUGGGUAGUGCUAUAUUUACUGGAACCAUUCGUGGAUGCACUUUCGUAGCCCAUGGUGGUCGUCUCGACUGGCUGCUAGCUGUCUCUUCUUUUUUGAACCCCGCUGAGAACAACCAAGACUUGGAAGAUGCUUGCACUGAUUCUUUGUCUGCUGGAACGGCUGAAUACAAAUCUACGGAUGAUCAAAGUGUCUCAUCUUCCACUUCCCACCUCUUUUUUCUCCUCGACUUUCAAGAUGCAGCAUUGUGCUAUGAGCCUGGUUCCGAGGCAAUGAUCGGUCCAGGCUUAAGAGCAGAAAUAGAUCCACUUAGACGAGGUGCCGGCUCGUCGCUUGAGUCAUCACAAAUGCAUGCACCAGUAGCAUGUGUUCUAGCAGCUGCAGCUCUAAGAGUAUCAAGCAGUGCAGUUCCUCAAGCGAAGGGUGAGCAAUUCGAUAUAUGGCUCAGAGAUGUGGCACUUCACUUACUGGAUACAACUUUGAGGAAGCACUUGACAUCAGAUUACACUACCGCCUCCAUGAAGCGUACAGGAUAUGUGCAGAUUGCCAAAGAAGCGGUCAUGGAGGCUUUAGUGAGGAUCAACUGUGAGGACGGGCGUCAGUGGGAAGUAGAGUGUGCCAACUCUCAGUUACAUUUUGAAACCUGUCAUGAUACAACAGCAGCGUUCGGUCGCCUUGUUGCUCAACUUCAACAACUGUUCGCCCCAGAAAUCGACCCUACAAGCGUAAAUCUGCACAACAACAACAUAGAUCGAAGGGGAUCCAGCUCUGGUAGUCCCAGUACCAGGACCAUCAGGAUAGGAGCUUCCGGUGAAAUGGAUAACAGUGUCAACGAGAAUUUCAGUGAAAUCAAUCUCUUUGAAGGGGUUUUGGAAGAUGCCUUCUCACGUGUAAAAAGUUCACCUUCUUCUGUUGCAGGAGGAGAUGAUCAGCUCUCCAGUGGUGCCUAUAGUUUACUUCAUAGUCGAGUGGGCUCUAUGGAUAGAAAUGAUUCUAUCGACAGAAGACAAGAUGCAUACGAACCUAAGAGAAGUUCACCUUCUACUCCAACUUCAGAGAAUCAGCAAGAUGUUCUUGAGGAACCCCCUGUGUUAAAUAACGCCGGCCCCCCGAAGUUCAUAGAGGACUAUUACAUUACCCUGCAAAAACAAGGGUCUCUACUCGGGGACGGGUUUUCCAAGCAAUCUGGUGAAUCACCACGGCCAUCAGGUGGACCAUCGAGAGGCUCAAGCAGUUCAGGGGGCGGACGCGAGGUGGAAGGAAGAGGUGGAUGGUACGCUGGAAAGGUCUUGAAAGUGCUGGAAAAUCAUGUUUCUGAAGGGAGACCUAGCUCGGAUGCUGAUCAACAAGGUGCAUUUAUAAGAGAACAUCCGAGUAAGGAAGGUCAAACUCCUAACAAAGCUCCGAGUCUCCCUAAGAAGUAUCCUAAUUCUGUCGGGAGGGUUCUGCUUAGUGAUCUCAAAGCGAAGUGGCGCUUGUAUGGAGGUUCUGAUUGGCCAACAGGUAGGACGUAUGAUAAGGAUUCGAUGUAUCAUUCAGGCAUAGAAGAAAAUGGGCGUCAGUCAAACGUGUGUCUGGAGGUUUUGUUGAACGAAAUGAGAGUUCAGUACGAUACCUUCCCGGCAGUCGGACUUUAUGCGUCGAGACUUGUCGUCACCGUUCGGGACAUAGCCGUUUAUGAUGAGAGCAACGAUGCUCCUUGGAAGACGGUUGUAAGUUACAAUCGUUCAAAAGGUCGUCCCCGGGAAUCAUCCGCGCAAGCAGUUAUAAUCGAGAUGGAUGCAGUUCGACCGGACCCUACUGCCCCACUGGAAGAAUAUAGAUUGUUAAUUAGCUUGCUCCCAAUAAGUCUGCAUCUGGACCAGCGACACAUCGAUUUCUGUAUACAAUUUUUUUCUCAACACCGAUCUGGCACAACUGAUGUAACCCCAAGAGAUGAAGCAGUCCAUCCACUAUCCGAUUCCACGUCAAACCUUGCAUCUGAUGUGUCGUCUGAUAUCAAUGAAAUGACCGACGAAGAACUACUUCCUUUUUUUCAGAUUUGUGAGAUGCGCCCAUUGACCAUACGUGUCGAUUAUGUCCCUCGACGAGUUGAUAUCAGCUCGUUAGGAAAGGGCAACUAUGCCGAGCUCUUGAACUUUGUAUCUUGGAAGGGAAUAGAGCUUAAUCUUAAGCAUGUCAAAGCGACAGGGGUCCACGGCUGGAGUAGUCUCUCUGGUGUGAUGGUGGGAGAAUGGCUUGAAGAUAUCUCGCAAAAUCAGGUGCACAAAUUUGUCAAAGGUGCGGCGCCAAUACGACCCUUCUAUGCAAUGGGCUCUGGUGCCGCAAAGUUGGUCGCGCUUCCAGUUGAGCAUUACAAGAAAGAUCGUCGUCUGCUCUUGGGGAUGCGCAAAGGGGCUAUGGCUUUCUUUCGAAGUAUAUCAGUGGAGGUUUUGGGUCUUGGAGCGCAUCUGGCUGCCGGUGCACAUGAAUUUCUACAACAAACCGAACUAGCAGUCGGUGGAACGCUGAGUCCGUGUACAUUUACCGCCGAAAAUGGGGAGCGGCGAAGUAAGGCUGUACAGCCAGGUGAUACACGCGAAGGCAUACAACAGGCCCGCGAAAGCAUAUCUCGUGGACUUGAGAGGACAGCUUCUUCAUUGGUUGGAAAUCCAUACAAGCUGUAUCAACGCGGUGGGGCAGGGCCGGCUGUUGCUAGUGCACUACGCGCUGCCCCUGCGGCUGCUGUAGCGCCAGCAUCCGCAGCCGCAGGAGCUGUCCAUCGGCUCGUUCUUGGGUUGCGGAAUGAAUUGGACCCAGAGAAGAAAAGAGAAUCUGAUGAGAAACAUUCAGGUCCCCCUCCUGAUACAGGGCGUGUUCGAUGACGAAAGAGAACAAAUUACACAACGAGCCUGGCUGUCCGCGAAUAUAUUGGGUGGGUCCGCCUACAUUGUCGGGAGACGAAGGUCAUUGCAGAGGAAUUGACCUCCAUGUAUGUAAAGUUAUGUUUGACUAUCCGCCCUGCCUAUCAAGUCGAGCAUCGUUCUCGCUUGUAUUACAGCUGAGCACCUGACCAAGUUAGGGAGCUUUAUGUAACAUCUGCAUGUGGCACGGAGAUCAGUACAACUCACAUUCAAAGUCUGACGUUGUAGAUAUGGCAAAGCAUAUAUCAAUUACCAGGUCGAGGAGAAUAUCUUAAAUCGGACACCAUCUCUUGAAAGUCAUAUAGGUCCUCUUUUGGAAAAGGAGAGAGCAACGUAAAUUCAUUGGCACUUGUACACUAUUCUGGAGACUCGAGUUGAGCGUACUUCCACAACAUCAUCAUCAUUUUUUUGCCGACAAAUGAAUGAGAAGACUCACAACGGCCCUCCUUUUGAGUCUGAUAAGGCUACUAUGUACAGUGUAGAAACAUGCUUCACGGCAGAUGAUGCCUCAACUGGGAUUUACUUUCUGACUAGAGGGAAAGUGAUGAUGCAGAUGCAGACCAUCCAUAAGAUUGGGAUGAAUCUGACUGAUAGGAAAUCUCAGCGUCAGUGAUUCUGACAUCGUUUAGAAGUGUCACUCGGCCUUUUAUCCAAAGUACUAGUAACUCCAGUUUUGCAAACAGUUGCGUAGGAUACGAACUGGAAAUUGACUUGAAUAAGUUGGAUUCUGCAGCUCACUUGUAUAGUUAAGGUUUUUGCGUGCUGAUUUCGAGCUGAUAGAGAGAGGGAGAGAGAGGGAGAUAGAUGUUUAGAGACAGAGAGUAGAGAAGGGGCUUCUCAGCAUUUCGGAGGACUACUAUCAGUCCUUGUAAAUAAAUUGUUGUAUUGAGUUCUGCCUGUCGGACAACAAGGUGACGGUGUGCUGAUUUUGAAAUGGUGUUUGAUCAUUUUGGGUUGCUUGGAAAGUUCAGAUUGACCUCUCUGAGCAUGUAUCAACGUGUUUUUUUGAGCAAAUGUUUGGAG